Molecule: messenger RNA, 4326 nt
Organism: Astrephomene gubernaculifera
Lineage: Eukaryota; Viridiplantae; Chlorophyta; Chlorophyceae; Chlamydomonadales; Astrephomenaceae
Source: the annotation of a GenBank genome assembly
GGGAGGCUGUGGGGGUGGCUGGGCGGGGAGGAGCGGGUGCGGCGGCGGCGGGGCAGCGGUACCCGGUGGAGGACUCGGAGCUGCAUGGAGGCGAGUUGGUCCCCCACGGUCGCGACGUCUUCACCACGCGGCCCUACCAGGACGAGGAGGGCCGCCGCCUGGGCGACUCGCUCUACCUGGCCGACCUCUUCUUCCAGCUGGGCGGUGAGCUGGGGCUGCGGGUGGUGCGGUACGCGCACAUGGACACGCUGCUGCGGGGCGGCCGCAACCCCAUGUCCAUCGUGGCGGCCGCGGAGCAGAUCAUCGCGGCGAAGGAGUACGCGGAGGAGGCAGCGGCGGCGGCGGCUGCCGCAGCCGCAGCCGCCGCUGCCGCGGCGGCGGAAGCCAGCGCCGUCGCCGCCGGUGCGCCGCCGUCGACGUCGCGGGAUAAGAAGGAUAAGAAGAAGAAGGGCGGCGGCGCAGCCGCCGCCGCUGCCGCGGCGGCAGCCGCGGCAGCGGCAGCUGCCGCUGCCGCCGCAGCUGCUGAGGCCAACGGCAUCGGCGCGGUUGCUGGCGGCGGUGGUGGCGAGGGCGGCGAGGAGGCAAUCAUCGUGGACCGGGUGGGCGACCCGACGCUGCUGUCGGACCUGUACGUGCAGCUGCUGAAGAACGUGUUGAUGGACGUGUGGGAGGGCAGCGGCAUGACGCGGUGGGAGCGGCGGUGGCUGGAGGUGCUGGAUGAGGGCACGUGGGCGGAGGUGCUGCGGAGAUACGCGAUCGUCAGGGCGGGCUCCGCCAACCGCGAGCCGCUGAGCGCUGCCGCCGCCGCCGCCCUGGCCUCGCUGGGCCGCGACGACCCCGAGAGCCUGACGGGCGACCAGCACGCGGCGCUGCUGCUGCUGCUGGCGGAGGACGUGAUGGAGAUGGAGCGCAUGCGCAACUGGAUGCAGAGGAGGCUGGACUACGGCACCAGUGUGGCUGCGGGUCUGCGUGCGGACAUUGCGGAGGAGCGCAAACGGCUGCGGGAGCUGGCGGGGGCGGAGAAGGAGGCCAAGAAGAGGAAGCGGGACGGGCCUGACGACGUAGCUGCUCGUGCCGCUGCCGGCGGGGGCGCCACCCCGGGCGGGGCCGCCGUCACACCCGCCGCUGCCGCCGGGGGCCCGGGCAGCAAGCGCAUCAAGCUGUCUGGCGCCGCCGCCGCUGCGGCUGCCGCACACAUCGCUGCAGCCAGUGCGGCCGGAGGUGGUGAGGAGGGAGGUGCUGGUGGUGGUGCUGACGAGGCUGCUGCUGGUGCGGCGGAAGAGGACCUUAUUGACCCCCCGGAGCCCUGCUGGGAGCUGCCGGAGGAGUUGCGGGAGUUUGUGGGCGACCCGGAGGACAGGCGCGCGGUGGCGAGCUUCAGGGCGCGACAGCAGGCUGCUCGUCAGCGUCUGGAGCGGGCUCGGGCGCAGUGGCAGGCGGACCUCAAGCGGCGCGCGAAGGAGCGGGAGCUGCGGCGCCGGCACCUGGAGCCGGAGCAGCAGCGGGUGGCGAGGGAGCGGAGGGAGGCGGAGGAGGCGCUAGUGGCCCGCCAGGAGGCGCUGGACCGGGAGUUGGACCGCUGCCACAUCCGGCGCGCCCCGCUGGGCAGCGACCGGCACCACCGGCGCUACUGGUGGGGACUGGCGGGACUGCGGUCGCUGGUGCUGGUGGAGCACUGCGAGGGCGGCUGGAGCGCCAUCAGCGGGCCGGAGCAGCUGGAGGCGCUGCUGGGCAGCCUGGAUGUCAGGGGCAUUCGUGAGUCGGAGCUGCGUAAGGCCCUGGAGAAGGCGCAGCCGGCCAUCCUCACCGCCAUGGCAAAAGUACGACACCUCGUACAGAGCGGCGAGGCGGCGUCGGCGGCGGAAACCGCACUGGCGGAGGCGGCCGACGCCAUGGAGGGGUACGGACUGGACGGGGAGGACUUUGGCGGGCCGCUUUCCGGGCCCUAUCGGGGUCCCAGUGUGCGGCAGCUGGUGGACUGCGUUGUGGAGAUGACGACACGCGCGGAGGCGGAGGAUGUCCCGGGGCCGGCUCGGGGGUGGCGGGACUGGCGGGAGCGGUUCGUGGCGGUGGUGGAAAACGCGGAGCCGGAUGGGGAGUGGGCGGCGGAGGAUGCUGCCGCGGGGGUGGCGGAGGGGGGUGCGGUGGUGAAGGUGGAGGGAGGUGAGGAGGGCGGUGCUGGGGUGGAGGGAGCGGCAGCAGCAGCGGGAGCAGUGCAGGGUGGAGGGCCUGCUCCCGAGGUCAAGGCGGUGUAUGCGCAGCUGAGUAGGCGGCUGUUGGAGCUGCAGCGCUGGUUCUUUGCGCACAGCGCGCAGGAGGGGCACCCGCGCUUCACGGAGAAGAUGCCGGCGCCCGGCGGCACCACGGCGGCGGCGCACAAGGCGGCGCUGGCGGCGGCGGCGGCAGCAGCGGCGGCAGGUGGGGAUGCGGCUGCUGCUGCCGCGGCGGCUGAGGCGGCGGCGGGUGCCGCGGAGGAGGGCGGCAGUGAGGGGGAGAGCGAGGGAGAGGAGGACGGCGAGGAGGGCGGUCGGGGGCAGAGCGAGGCGCCUCAGGACGGGGAGGAGGAGGGCGACGAGGAGCGCCGGCGCAAGGACCGGAUGCGGCAGCGGCGGCCCUCAGAUGUGGUCGUCGACGACGACUCGCCCGAGCUGGUGGACCGCGACCUCACACGCGACGAGGAGAAGUCGCGAUCCAGCAACGGUUUUUGCCGCCACUUCCUGUGGCGCAGCAAGCGCGAGCAGGCCAGCUGGGUGGGGAUGGCGGAGAAGGCGGCCACCGCGCCGCGACUCACGUUCUGUGCGACCACGCUGGCCUUCCACGCGGCUGGACUGCUGGGAAUGACGGUCAAGUGGGCAAAGAAGCCGAAGAAGCACUGAGGGGGUUGAACGAUACGUUGUGGGGUUAGAUGGGGGUAGCAGGUAGGGACGAGGGGUGGAGGAAAGGUGGAGGGGGGAUAGACGAUGAGGGCGGUCGCUCGGUUUGUAUUAGAUGGCAGUUGCAUCCCUAGUCCCUUACUAGGCGUUGACGCCGUACGUAUCAUUAGUGACUGGCUGUGACCGACAGUUGGCGCUCAUCCACCUGUUGUUUUUAUGGUUGGCUACCCUCUGUUAUCCGAGAAUUACAGGAAGCUUAGGCUCUAGGACGGAACAUCAGUGUCUGUGAACACUUACUGUAUGCGCUUACGACUUUUAGGACGGGAUUUUCAUCCUCUGAGAGAACAGUGUUAUAAACAACGCGAUCUGUGAUAUUUAUUUGUCCUGAAGCCGAAGGAUGUCAGCCUUCGGGCGUGGUCUUCUUUUGGCAGGCAGAUGCCGCGCACUUGCGCAGUCAGCUUGCCGCAGAACAUCGCUGGCGUCCAAUGCGAAUGAUGCAAGCACAUCUGGGAGGACCUUUAGCGCUUCGAGCGGAGAAGUGCAAGCACUCCGGCAGGAGUUGUUGAUGGGUGCACUUUCCCACGUUAAGGAGCGCGGAUGGACCGCUGCAGCCUUGGUUGCAGCCGCUCACGACCUGAAAUUAUCACCGGCUGUUACGGGUAUCCUGUCUCGCGGAGAAGGAGAGCUAGUGGAGUACUUCAUGGAUGAUUGCAACCAGCGGUGUGUUGAGCAGAUAGCGGCUCGUAAGGAAGAACUCCAGCUCCUACCACUAGACGAGCGUGUUGCCCGAGCGCUUCAAAUACGCCUUGAACUGGUUGCGCCCUAUGUGGACUCAUGGCCGCAAGCGCUGGCAGUCGCGGCGCGGCCAUCAAACGCACCCCACAGCCUUAAGCUUCUGUUCAGCAUGGUGGAUGACAUUUGGGCGGCACUAGGCGACGAAUCCACAGAUCUUACAUGGUACAGCAAGCGUGCAGCCCUGGCGGGGAUAUACACCAGCACGAGCCUGUACAUGCUAACGGAUUACUCGCCAGGCUUUCAGGAUACGUGGGCUGCGCUACGGCGGCGUGUGGCUGAGGGUCUCGCUCUGGACGCCUCCGUGCAGCGGGUCGUGCACUCCGCCUCGGCUGCCGCCACCUCGGCAGCAGCAGCAGCAGGGGCAGCGGCGGGGGAAGCUGGGGCGGCGCAGCAGGCAGGGGCAGCGGCAGCUGGGGCGGCGUCACCGGCAGGGGAAGCGGCGGCAUCUUCAGCAGCUGCUGAGGCAGCUUCACCAGCAGCCGCAGGGACAGGUGGAGGCGCUUCUGUUGGCGGCACCGCUUCAACGUAGUUUGGCCGUUGAAGCAAUGGUGCAACAGCCGAGGUCGAGUGUCUGGAGUGCAGAUAGCGCGGACUGGUGAUUGAGGUAGUCACGUGGCAUGGCCGCAUGGGAAAGCUGGGGCGAGGUUCAAUCAAUGCC